Molecule: messenger RNA, 3679 nt
Organism: Hemiscyllium ocellatum (epaulette shark)
Lineage: Eukaryota; Metazoa; Chordata; Chondrichthyes; Orectolobiformes; Hemiscylliidae
Product: F-box/WD repeat-containing protein 11
Exons: 13
Coding region: 47-1639 (530 amino acids)
Molecular function (GO): protein dimerization activity
Source: RefSeq, a predicted model, not a curated record
UGUGCCCAGGUCUUUGUGGCUAGGCUGCUCCAACCUGGUAGAGAGCAUGUGCGCACUGAGAUGCCUGCAGAGCAUGCCCAGUGUCAGAUGUCUCCAGAAUACAUCGGGGAUGGAGGAUCAGAAUGAAGAUGAGUCUCCAAAGAAGAAUACAGUAUGGCAGAUCACUAAUGGGCCCCCUUCUAUGAUCGUCUCCAGAAAGCGACCCUCUGGGAACUACGAGAAAGAGAAGGAUUUGUGUAUUAAGUAUUUUGACCAGUGGUCUGAGUCCGAUCAGGUGGAGUUCGUGGAGCACCUAAUAUCCCGGAUGUGCCAUUAUCAGCAUGGGCAUAUUAACUCCUAUCUGAAACCAAUGUUGCAACGGGACUUCAUCACUGCUCUACCAGCCCAAGGAUUGGAUCACAUAGCAGAGAACAUCCUGUCAUACCUGGAUGCCAAGUCACUGUGUGCUGCUGAGGUGGUGUGUAAAGAAUGGCAGCGGGUUAUUGGCGAGGGAAUGCUGUGGAAAAAGCUGAUUGAACGGAUGGUGCGCACAGACCCGCUGUGGCGAGGCCUCGCAGAGAGGAGGGGAUGGGAACAAUAUCUGUUUAAAAAUAGGCCUGCGGAUGGUCCACCAAAUUCAUUUUACAGAGGGUUAUACCCAAAGAUAAUCCAGGAUAUAGAGACCAUAGAAUCGAACUGGAGGUGUGGGAGGCACAACCUGCAAAGAAUCCAGUGUCGGUCAGAAAAUAGCAAAGGAGUUUACUGUCUACAGUACGAUGAUGAGAAAAUAAUCAGUGGUCUGAGGGAUAACUCUAUCAAAAUUUGGGACAAACAAUCGCUGGAGUGUUUGAAGAUACUGACUGGACACACAGGCUCUGUGCUGUGUCUUCAAUAUGAUGAGCAUGUCAUUGUUACUGGGUCUUCAGACUCUACAGUAAGGGUCUGGGAUGUUAAUACAGCCGAGGUCUUGAACACACUAAUUCAUCACAAUGAGGCAGUGUUGCAUCUUCGUUUCAGUAAUGGACUGAUGGUCACAUGUUCCAAGGACAGAUCUAUAGCUGUAUGGGACAUGGCCUCGCCGACUGACAUCACUCUGAGGAGAGUGUUAGUUGGCCAUCGGGCAGCAGUCAAUGUGGUAGACUUUGAUGACAAAUACAUUGUGUCAGCAUCAGGGGACCGGACUAUUAAAGUGUGGAGCACGAGCACUUGUGAAUUUGUGCGUACCCUGAACGGCCAUAAGCGAGGAAUAGCAUGCCUUCAGUAUCGGGACCGACUGGUUGUCAGUGGUUCCUCUGACAAUACCAUCAGGUUGUGGGACAUAGAAUGUGGUGCCUGUCUGAGGGUUUUAGAAGGCCAUGAGGAAUUAGUACGAUGCAUUCGAUUUGACAACAAGAGGAUUGUGAGUGGAGCUUACGAUGGCAAAAUCAAAGUAUGGGACUUGCAAGCUGCUCUUGAUCCUCGAGCCCCUGCAAGUACUUUAUGUCUACGCACUUUGGUGGAGCACUCUGGCCGAGUAUUUCGACUGCAGUUCGAUGAGUUUCAGAUCAUCAGUAGUUCCCAUGAUGAUACCAUUCUGAUCUGGGAUUUCCUGAAUGUGCCAUCAAGUAACCAGAAUGAAACACGCUCUCCAUCGAGGACGUACACUUACAUCUCCAGAUAACGGGAUACGUGGCCACUACCUGGAGCAGGGGCUGGAAUUACUACUGGAUAUUGGCUGCAGAGAGCCUGAAGAUGACUAUGCUCAAAGAGCCAUGUUUAGUUGUGGUGACCUGGUUUCUGUGGGCGUGGACAGAUCAAAGCCAGCAAGCUAUCAGUAUAGUACAUCAUACCUUCCCCUCUUCUGUCUUUCUUUACUAUUUUCCCCCUUGUUCCUGUAUUUCCUUUCCUCAGAGAACUCUGAAAUGACAUUUACAGUAGAACUUGCAUUUAAGGAGCCUGGCCACCUGCAAUGCCCUGUACAGUGAAGAGCAGUCUCUGGUUCCCAAAGCUAAGUGUUUCAGAAAUGGAUUCCUCUAAAUGGGCAAUGCUGCCAAAUCUUGGAGAGGAAAGGAUUUGGCUCAUUCAGUAUCGCUUUGCACUUUUACCCUGAGGAAAGGGGAUGAAGAAGUCAUUUGUUGGGCGUUUGUUUCUUUGUUUUGGUGCCAUAUUGUUGUAGGACAACGAGCUGAAUUUCUCAAAGCUUCGAUAUGUAUUAGGAAGCAUCGUUUUGUCAAAAUUUCGGAAGAGGCCUCUCAUUGGUUGUCUUUCUGUCUCUCUCAUUCGGAUUACAAAUGGAUGCACGUUCUUGACAAGGAAACAGUGCAUCAAAUGAGUUCCUAAAAUGUAAGCUUUUUGAAAAGGGGGGUUUCUUUUUUACAUAUAUAUAUAAUAAUAUAUAUAUAUAAAACUAACAGUAAAUAGUGUUAGCUGCUUAUAUAUGAAGAUUACAUGCAAUUCGAGCUGUGUCGAAUGUAGCUAGUUGUACAUAACAUUGUGUGUUGAUUGUAUAGUAACCUAUUUGAACCUUCUCAUGGGAUUUUUGUUUCCUUUUCCUAAAUGUUCUUGAACUAACGGAGGGCUAUAUUGCACUAACUGUGAAAGGCUUGUAUUUAUGCAUAGAUUGCUGUGCCCCUGUCUCAGUCCCUUUUUGAACCAACGCCACUACUGUGAUUUAAAGUAAAAUGCAUUUUAUUUCCAGUUCAUUAACAUUGCUACUCUGCUUCUUUAAAAGAUUUCCCCUUUUUUAAAAGUGUAAUGGGCCUGUUGAAAUUUUAAUUUUGUGACUCAAAAGUCAAUUUUGAAUUCAAAAUUAUUUAAUAACCGGUUGUUCUUGUUUCUCUCUUCCCAUUUCCUGCUUUUCCAAGUAGUCCAAGGUGCAGUUCUUAGCCCAAGUAUUUGUUAAAUUUCUUUGUUUUUGUAUAUAUUCCAUAUCCUUCCUUGUAUUUUACCCAUCUGCAAGACAAGCUUCAGAUUAUUUAAAAAUAUUUCCUCCUCUUUCCCAUUGCCCUCAAAAUAACAUACGUUAUGAUUUACUGGAGCACACAUUUUGUAAAAGUGAAAGCUUUGUUUUAAGACAUCUCAACUAACGUAAUUAUCUUUGCACAAGCAGUUACCUGUAAGUAUUGCCUCAAUGGUUUGUGUAUAUCGAAAACUGGCAACUAGGAUAUAACAUUGUCAUGGCCAAAGCUGAGAUUCUGUACUGUUUUAUUUCCUCUAUUUCUCCCUUUGAGAAAGGGGAGCAGCUGCUUGUGUUUUAUCUGGUUGAGACACAAGGUGUGCAGUCACACAGAGAUGGUGUCUUGUUUGUGUUUAGGUGUAUAUUUUGUAAUGCUUUAAUUUAAAGACCUGUUUUGAAGUCCUGUGCCCAGUAUGUCACUGCAAAGGAAUUUUUUCAGUUGUCAGCUGCAGAACCAUGUAGCAGGAAUGCGAGGAUCUGAGGAUUAAGGAGCUGUUUUGACAUUGGCUGUACUCUGCGAGUAUGUUUACUGCUCACAGCUGUGGACCCUGUUAUGAGACCGUACGACUGAUGCUCUGGAAGCGCUGGGAUGCGAUGAUUAUAUCAUGUAAUUAUGUUUGCAACCUCUGAACCCUGCCUACUUUCCAGUGGAAAUAAGUAUGUGUGUCUUGACAGUUCAUAAAGACUGUUAUAAAUGUACAGAAAAUUGUUUAUCAGUUCAAGCUUUUAACGUGGAAUGUGCUUAAUAAAUUCAGUUACAAAAUA